AUGGCUAAACUGGGUUCGUGUGCCAUGUUCAAGGGGUUGCCUUCCUCUAGAAUAUUGAAGCAAAUAACUAGAUUGAACGCUAUUGCAGGAACUUCUGAGUCAGCAUACAAAUUUGAUGCUUCGAAAUAUACCAAGAUUGAACUUUUCUUGCAACAGAAGAACAUCCACGGUCCAGCCGUAGGCUUGAAAAAGUUCUGGAGACAAAACUUACCAACUUUGAAGUUCCACAACGAUGAUAUUCAAUUCUCAUUGACGAGAAUCCAAGCUGAAACAGCUGCUGAAGUAGCAGCAUGUCCUUCUAAGAUCGUUGUUCAUUCUGUAGAUCCAGCCUCUAAGAUUGAAAUUGAUUGUAAGGGCAAACAUUCGCUGGUUAUUCUUAAUGAACUUGUAGAAGCUACUAAAGCUACCAAUGUUCCCAUAGAAGAAAUUCCAGUGCUCAGACCUCCACAGCAAAAGGAAUCAUGGGCUACCUAG
Scheffersomyces stipitis CBS 6054 is the source of this 474-nucleotide messenger RNA. Its product is annotated as mitochondrial 54S ribosomal protein mL61. Gene Ontology annotation, cellular component: mitochondrion. Gene Ontology annotation, molecular function: structural constituent of ribosome. Bases 1 to 474 code for a protein of 157 amino acids. Lineage: Eukaryota; Fungi; Ascomycota; Pichiomycetes; Serinales; Debaryomycetaceae. The record is from RefSeq and is a predicted model, not a curated record. The transcript has a single exon.